Molecule: messenger RNA, 1834 nt
Organism: Acanthoscelides obtectus
Lineage: Eukaryota; Metazoa; Arthropoda; Insecta; Coleoptera; Chrysomelidae
Source: the annotation of a GenBank genome assembly
GUCCAGCAAAUCGGUACUCUGUGGACAUAAACGUGUUAUUCAGUUGGCUCACAGUGCGUGUGGUAUUUGCAUCGAAGCUACAAUAACUGUGAUCCAGAAGUUUCAUAAAGACGAAUCAAACAUGGGCUCCCAUAAGCACAAAAAGAAAUAUGAAUCUGACUCGGAUGACUCUUCAUCAGGAUCUUCAGAUGACAGCUCCUCAAGAUCUUCGGGAAGCGAGAGUGGCAAGAAACAUAAAAAACCGAAAAAGCGACACUCAAAAGAUGAUCAUAAAGAGAGGUUUAGACUGUAAAAUUUGAGGCAUGUAGGUACCUUGUGUCCUAGAUGGUUGUUUCCCCUAAUCUAGAUAUUUACAGAGCUCCAAGACCUACACACAUUUCAAAUAGGCCAUCAAGCUACACGUUUAUAAAGUACCCCCUUCUAAAUCAGCACUGGUUAUGAUUUUGCUUAGUUUAGCUCAUGAUUUUGUGUAUACACUGAGAGGAUAUGUAUGGAUGAAUGCAUUCAGCAAACGCAAAAGGGUAGAAGAACCACAGGAAAAGUAUGCAGAAAAAUCAUACAAAGAGAAAUAUGACAAUUACAGCCAUAGUUCAAAAUAUAAAUCUAAAUCCAGAAGUCCUAAGGAUAAAAAAGAUAGAUAUAGUGAAAAAGAUGACAGAAGGUGGAAUCGAGAAGAAGGAAGAAAAUACAGAGAUGAAGGGAGACGGGUUAGAGGUGAUAGAGAGAGAGAUAGAUCUGAUGAUAGAUAUGAGGAUAGAGGGAAAAGGGAUCAUAAGAAAGAUCAGUCAAGAGAUGAUAGAGGAUCAAGAGGGGAUGAUAGGAGAGGCAGAAAUCAUAGAGAAAGGAGGAGAAGCAAUUCAUUUGAUCAUGCAAAUGCUAAGUGGGGCAAAGGCGAAGGUGAACCAAAUCGUUCAAUGAAAAAAGAAAAUGAAGAGAAGGAUAAGCCCAACUUUGGACUAUCUGGGAAAUUAACAGAAGAAACCAAUACCUAUAGAGGUGUUGUAAUAAAAUACAGUGAACCGCCAGAGGCUCGAAAACCUAGACGCAGGUGGCGUUUGUAUCCAUUUAAAGGAGAAAAAGCACUACAAACUCUCUAUAUUCAUAGGGAGAGCGCCUAUCUUAUUGGGAGGGAUAGAAAAGUUGUGGACCUACCUGUUGAUCAUCCAUCGUGCUCCAAGCAACACGCGGUGCUACAGUUUCGCUUAGUACCUUUCACAAGAGAUGAUGGAAGUUCUGGAAAGAGAGUUCGCCCUUACCUCAUAGACCUAGAGUCGGCGAAUGGUACUUUUAUAAAUAACAAGAAAAUUGAGCCAAAAAAAUAUAUUGAACUGUUGGAGAGAGAUGUCAUCAAAUUUGGCUUUAGUUCGAGGGAGUACGUCUUGUUGCACGAGAACAGCAAAGAUGAAGUUUUGGAUGAUGAUGUCAAACAAGAGGAAGAAGAAGAGGAAGUUAAAGUUAAGGCUGAGCCUGUAUGAUAGCGAUAUUACUGGAGUAAGCUAAUUUUCAAGAGUAUUUCAAAUGUAUGUCCAGUCACUCGAUUUUAGUUCAGUUUGUUGUUUCACCCCAAAGAUUUCUCACAGUGAUUAUUACAUUAUUAUUUAGAAAUUGCAGUGUUAGUCUCAGACGCGGUGAUUGGCUUUGGGUAAAUGUUUUUGCAUACUCUUUUCUUCAAAAUGGUGUCAUUUUACAGCGAAGAAAUUAUUUCCAAUCAUUUGAAAGGAUAACUACACAAGAAGUUAUCUUCUUCAGUCUCUAAAAUUGUAAUACAGUGUUUUUUAUUAUCAAUACAGGCAAUUUACUAUUUUCUAAGUAAAAAUAAACUAUUGAAAAUGUG